Vitis riparia (riverbank grape) is the source of this 2120-nucleotide messenger RNA. RefSeq names its product protein CPR-5. The transcript has 5 exons. NCBI's taxonomy places the organism in Eukaryota, Viridiplantae, Streptophyta, Magnoliopsida, Vitales, Vitaceae. Bases 53 to 1819 code for a protein of 588 amino acids. The record is from RefSeq and is a predicted model, not a curated record. Gene Ontology annotation, biological process: trichome morphogenesis; defense response; leaf senescence.
UUUUAUUUUUUCAAAAUUUCCGAUUCCCACCUCUCACUCUGUCCGCUCUUCCAUGGACGCGCCUCUACAUUCCCUGCAAACCCUCGAAUCCAGUGUUUGCGGCUCCACCGAAGAAUCCAACGACGCUGACCUUGUUGACACAAUCUCCGUCGAUUCCUUCAUCUCUCAUGCAAACCCAACGGUCCAAUUUCCUCCUCCUACCUCGGCUUCCACCACCACCGCUUCGAAGCUUAUCAACAGGAAGAAGAAGAAGAAAAGAGCCCUCGUUGACGUCUCUGCGCCGUCGCCAUCUUCGUCGUCAUCAUCGUAUUCAACGUAUGUGCGCGUGGGAAACAAGCGCCGAAACCCUAGAAUUUUGAUGGGUUUGAAUCGUCGCAGCGAGAGCGAGGCGGAGGCGAUUGCUCUUCCGCUGGGAAUGUCGAUUGCGGCCAUUGUUUCUCAGAUUCUGGAAAGAAAAGAUGAAGCAGGGGAAAGGAUGUCUGUUGAUCAUCUUUCAAUGAUCUGCACUAUGGCUGUCAGAGAAUCUUUAGCCAAUGUUUUUGGAGACAAGUUUGAUUGUUUUGUGAGGAACUUUGAGAAAUCAUUUGGGAGCACCUUGAGGACCCUUAGAUUGAUUAAUGAAUCACCUCUGAACAAGGUAGGAGGUCACUUGAGCCACUUUAAUAUGCAAAAUUCUGGUUCAGAUUUGAAUCUACCUGUGCCUCUCAACAGAGGAGAUACAAUAAGUAGUUCCAGCAUAAGUGAUCAUCACUCAUCUAUGGGUUUGCACCCUGUUGCAACUUUGGAAUGCUUGAACACUCUUGAGGAAAGGCAAGAGAGUAUACAAACAGAUUCUGCAAACAGGGAGCUUACUGUUCAUGGACAAAUAAGCCAACAACUGGCAUGUGUUUCUUCAAGCAGUCUAGGCUCUGUAAUGAACCGGUCCACGGUUAGCACUUUCGAGAAAUCUGUAGUUGAGCAAGCCCGUUCUAAUGACCUCAAAGCACUUGAGCUUAGUCUUAGCAUGAAAAAGAUGAAACUGAAAGAAACACAGCUUGCUCUCAACUCUGAUUCAUAUCUUCUGGAAAGGAUGAAAUUCUCUAUGGGUAUCUCAAAGGCAUCCUUCAAAGCUGAAAAAUUCAAGAACCAAUUAGAAGACACAAAACAUGUGGAGCUGCUUAGGAAGUGCAUAGACUGUCUUGUUGCAGGUCUGCUUAUCAUGUCAGGAUCUCUUGUAUAUGGAGCAUAUAUUUAUUCGUACAAAAGGAUCACUGAAGCUACAGAAACCUGUACAGCUUCUCACAAGGAGUUCAAGUCUUGGUGGAUCCCAAAGCCAAUGGCAUCUUUGAAUUCAGGGCUCUACAUACUCAGGUGUCAGGUUCAAGUUGUGAGCCGAAUGAUGUUUGGCAUCUUUAUGAUUGUUGCUAUUGCUUAUUUACUUCUCCAACGCUCAGCAAGUUCAAAACAGACAAUGCCGGUUACUUUCAUAGUCUUGCUGUUAGGAGUUGUCUGUGGUGUUGCUGGCAAGUUUUGUGUCGACACAUUGGGGGGUAGUGGAUAUCACUGGCUAUUGUAUUGGGAGGCUCUAUGCUUGCUGCAUUUCUUUUCAAAUAUAUGUACUUCGGCUUUGUUUCUUCUUCUCCAUGGUCCCAUCACUGUGUCCCAAGGGGCAAAAGGCAACACAAUGAUUCCAUACUGGAUCCGUAGAACUCUCUUCUAUGCUGCUAUACUUCUAUUCCUACCGCUGUUAUGUGGUCUCAUGCCUUUUGCAAGCCCUGGUGAAUGGAAAGAUCGUUUCUUGUUACUGCUUGCUGAUUCUCUUUCAAAUAUAGAUGACUGAAGCUGAGAAGAGCCCAUGCAUUUUGCAUCUAUUGAAGGUUACUGUUUUGCCCUUGGAGUCACGUAACUUAGCCCCAACUCUUUGUCAAGCUGUCUGUCUUAUGUACUCUGCUGAAGUUGGCUUGGCUGCUUGAUUUAUUCUAUCAGUUAUGGUGAAGCCCCUUUUCUUCUUUUGGCAUAUUGAAAGGCUUAGGUCUUAUUUGGUCUGUCAUCACCAUCAAGUUGUUGUACUAUAUUAGUAAAACUUAUGCAUAAUUAUUCAAGUUUGGUGUUUUAAUUAAAUGAUUUUGUUUCUGUGUUGA